AUGAGAGGCCCUUAUGCUGCAUUGUUGCUUCUACUUGGCCUCCUCCUCCUCCUCCUAUGUACCGCAACUUCAAUUUGUUUCGGUUUGAAUUUCCGUAAUUCAGAAGUCAGAUGCAUAGAGGAAGAAAGACAAGCACUCCUCAAAUUCAAACGAGGCCUUCAAGAUGAUGACGGUCUGCUGUCUUCUUGGGGCAGUCAUGAGGAAGAUUGUUGCAAUUGGAAAGGAAUCAAAUGCAGCAACCGAACUGCUCAUGUUGUCAAGCUUGAUCUUCGGGGAGAUUUAUCCUUUGAUGAAGUACUAUUCCACAAAGGUCUAUAUGGUGAGAUAAACUCUUCAUUACUUGGUUUGCAGCAUUUGACUUACCUCGACUUAAGUGGCAAUGAUUUCAACUUCAUCCUCCCAGAGUUCAUUGGUUCACUCACUAAAUUACAAUAUCUCAAUCUUUCCUACAACUCUUUUUCUGGAACCAUUCCACAGCAGCUUGGAAAUCUCACAAGCUUGACUUCUCUUGAUCUCAGUUGGAACUCUGGGAAGAUUGAGGACCACAAUCUUGACUGGCUCUUUAAUCUCUCCUCUUUAAGGCACUUAGAUAUGAGUUAUGUGAACCUUAGCAAGGUUGUCAAUUGGCCGGAUAAGGUUACCAUGCUCCCUUCUUUAUUAGACUUAAGUCUACAAAGUUGCCAGCUCUCCGUGCCGAUUCCUCCUGUGCUUUUCAAUGCUAAUUCUUCUUCACCACUUUUAUCCCUUGAUCUCUCUGACAAUCAUCUCAACUCCUCCGUAUUCCCAUGGCUAUUCGAAUAUACCAAUAGCCUUGUCUUUCUUAACCUUGGGAUUAACAACCUUGAAGGUUCAAUUCCAAGAGCUUUUGGGAAUAUGGUAGCUCUUGUUCAUCUCGACCUCUCUUUCAACAACCUUGAAGGUUCAAUUCCAAGAGCUUUUGGGAAUAUGGUAGCUCUUGUUCAUCUCGACCUCUGUUACAACAACCUUGAAGGUUCAAUUCCAAGAGCUUUUGGGAAUAUGGUAGCUCUUGUUCAUCUCGACCUCUUUUACAACAACCUUGAAGGUUCAAUUCCAAGAGCUUUUGGGAAUAUGGUAGCUCUUGUUCAUCUCGGCCUCUCUUACAACAACCUUGGAGGGAUGAUGCCACGAACUUUGGAGAAUCUUCACAACUUGCAAGUAUUAGACUUGUCAUCCAAUAAUAUAAGUGGAGAGGUACUUGAUCUUUCAAAUUUCUCUUUCUUGAGAGAGUUGCGUCUAUCCAACAACCGGUUAAAUAGAAGUUUAACCAAAAGUGUGGGAGAACUUUCUAUGCUCCAAGUUCUAGAUGUGUCUUCAAAUUCUUUAGAAGGCGAUGUCACUGAAGCACACUUGUCAAAUCUUUCCAGUUUAAAUCAAUUGGACUUGUCUUUUAAUUCUUUGUCAUUGAAGUUUAGUUCAAAUUGGGUUCCCCCAUUUCAUCUGGAUAUCAUACGAUUGAGUUCUUGCAAAUUGGGGUCAACGUUUCCUCAAUGGCUUCAAACACAAAAGAAUUUUUCAGAGCUUGAAAUGUCAGAUGUAGGAAUUUCAGAUACUAUCCCCAACUGGUUUUGGAACCUUUCUUCCAAUAUAAAUCUCUUAAAUCUGUCCCACAACCAUAUCAAGGGUACCAUACCUCUUCAUUGGUUUUCAUCAAGCUUUUUUGAUUAUCAUAUAACAGAUUUGAGUUAUAACCACUUUAGUGGUCCAUUGCCACAACUUAAUUCUAAUUGGAGCCUGUUAAAUCUCUCCAAUAACAAGUUCCAAGGAUCUAUUACAUCCAUAUGCCAAACAAAUAGAUCCAUGAGUGAUUCUGGUUACUUUGAUCUUUCGAAUAACUUUUUAUCUGGAGAACUCCCUAACUGUUGGAGGGAUAUGCGUCUUUUGAGCAAGUUUAGUUUGGCAAACAAUAAUUUCUUUGGAAGAAUUCCUGAUUCUUUUGGAAGCAUCUGUGAUUCUGUUGGUGGCAGAUCUACGCUGGAAACAUUGGAUUUGCAUAACAACAAUUUUAUUGGAGAAUUGCCGAAGUCAUUGAUAAACUGCUCUUCGUUGGAGCUAUUGGAUCUUGGAGAAAACAGACUCUCCGAAAGGAUUCCAACAUGGAUAGGCACAAGCCUACCACAUUUGAUUAUUCUUCGUUUGGCAUCAAACUUGUUCGUUGGUCACAUACCGUUGCAAUUAUGUCAUCUAACUUCUCUCCAAAUUUUGGACCUCUCUCACAACGAUAUUAGAGGGACUAUACCAAAAUGCCUCAAUAACUUCACUGUCAUGGCUCAAACGCAAAGCUCAAAAGUAAGCAUUUCUCAUGAUUUAAUUAUUUGGAGGGACACCAACGGUAUGUAUAUGUCCACCUACAUGGACAAUUUAAUGGUGGCUUUCAAAGAAAAAUAUCUCGAGUAUAGUAAAACUCUUGGACUAGUAAAACUUAUCGAUCUUUCGAGCAACAAAUUGAAAGGUGAAAUUCCAAAAGAAAUAACAAGUCUCUCGGGAUUAAUUGGGUUAAAUCUAUCUAGAAACUUGUUGACCGGCAUUAUCCCUCAUAAUAUUGGUGACAUGGAGAGAUUGGAGUCUUUGGACUUGUCGAAAAAUCACCUUUCAGGUAUAAUUCCACCAAGCCUUGUUGAUUUGACCUUCCUAAGCGACUUGAUUUUGUCAGACAACAACUUGUCAGGUAGAAUCCCAAAAGGUACCCAACUCCAAAGUUUCAGUGCUUCUGCAUAUAUAGGUAACCAAGAUCUUUGUGGCUUGCCUCUUUUGAAAAGAUGUCCGGGAGACGAAGCAGCUCAAGGUCCUCGAACUAGUAGCAUUGAUGGAGAAGGCAAUAAUCAAGAACAUGCAAACUCUCACGAACAUUUAUGGUUUUAUACUAGCAUUGUACUUGGAUUCAUUGUUGGAUUUUGGGGUAUUUGUGGAUCGUUGCUAUUGAAAAGUUCUUGGAGGCAUGCCUAUUUCCAGUACCUUGAGAGAAUAGGAGAUUGGCUCUAUGUAACAAUAGCUAUUGGCAUGGCCAAAUUACUGAGAAAGUGA
Messenger RNA from Corylus avellana, 3042 nucleotides. NCBI's taxonomy places the organism in Eukaryota, Viridiplantae, Streptophyta, Magnoliopsida, Fagales, Betulaceae. The record is from RefSeq and is a predicted model, not a curated record.